AUGGCUUCCAUGUUAAAACGGACGUCUUGUCCGAUACUUCCACGGCUGCGUCCGAUCCACCAAAAUCCAAGGAUCCGCAGCCCCUGGAUCGUGCCACCCAGGGCCAGAACGCCCUCACCGGGGUCCGCCAUCGCCUUUACGUCCAGCGUCCAUGCAAACUCAAUGUCAAGGGACACAGAGGCACCUCGAAUGUUUCCCACUACCGGUUACCAAUCUAUUGAGGCUGACCAGCCCGUCGAAGAGGAGACACUGCCCGAUUACAGAGCUUAUCGCUUUUAUCCCGUCCAACUGGGCGAGGUGUUCAACGACCGCUACCAAGCAAUUGCGAAGCUGGGCUAUGGCUCAUCAUCGACUACUUGGCUCGCCCGGGACUUAAGUGAUCGUCGGUACGUCGCAUUGAAGGUCUAUGUGCAUACAUCGUUGGUGCAUCGUGAACUGCCGGCCUACCAUCAAAUCGCUGGCCGUAUAUCAGACAGCUCUCAUGAAGGGCAAGGCAAUUUACGCAGGUUAUUUGACUCAUUUGAGGUUAAAGGUCCCGAUGGCAGCCACAUCGUCCUCGUGUUUGAAGCUGCACAAAUGAGCUUACAGGACAUGAAGAACAUAUUCCGCCCGGAUGGAUUUGACGAAGAUCUCGUCAAAGGUGCUACUAUUGAGCUCCUGAAAGUGCUUGAUUUCCUACAUACGCAGGGGGAAGUCGUCCAUACCGAUGUCCACCCCGGAAAUAUGCUCCUCGGGGUUCUCGACAACAGCAUUUUUCAAGCCAUUGAAAAGGAGGAAUAUACAGAUCCGGUGCCUCGUAAACAAGUCUCGUCCACCCGGACGAUCUAUCUCUCCCGUCUAAUGCGACCAAAGGUAGGCCCAAUGCUUCUAUCCGACUUUGGAGAAGCCAGAGUUGGCCCUGGACCGCACGGUGGCGAUAUAAUGCCCUUGGAAUAUCGGGCUCCCGAGACGUUGCUUUACGUGGGCUGGAGUUAUCCGGUCGAUAUAUGGAGUGUUGGGCUUACAGCGUGGGACCUCCUUGAACCAAAGCAGCUGUUUACUGCACGCGACGAGGAUGGCGAUCUCUAUGAUGCUGCGCAUCUAGCCCAGAUGGUUGCCGCAUUAGGGCCCCCUCCAGCGGAAUUCCUGGCUAAGAAUCCCGAGAGAAGGGCUGAUUUCUGGGAUGAUGAAGGCAAAUGGCUGGGUCUCGCGCCCAUCCCGGAGGGCCGGACGAUGGAAGCCCUUGUCACUCGCUUAGAAGCUCCAGCGGGCUUUCUCGCAUUCAUUAGAAGGGCGCUGACCUGGAUGCCGGAAGAGAGAGCAACAGCUAAGGAGCUCUUGAAGGAUCCUUGGCUUGCGGAGGGGGAGGCAUAG
This is a messenger RNA of Aspergillus terreus NIH2624, 1353 nucleotides long. RefSeq lists its product as uncharacterized. The record is from RefSeq and is a predicted model, not a curated record. Gene Ontology annotation, biological process: regulation of mRNA processing; spliceosomal complex assembly; protein phosphorylation. NCBI's taxonomy places the organism in Eukaryota, Fungi, Ascomycota, Eurotiomycetes, Eurotiales, Aspergillaceae. Gene Ontology annotation, molecular function: ATP binding; protein kinase activity. The transcript has 5 exons. The coding region runs from base 1 to 1353 and encodes 450 amino acids.